UUUUGAUAUGAAAAAGUCUACGUACAUUAUGGAAUGAGAAACUUUUAUCUUUAGUACAAUAAUUGAAAAGUUAGGAUACGUCACUUCUGGAUGACGUUUUGAAUCGAAUUUGAAAAACAAAAAUAUAUCUGUUUAAAAUUAAAAAAAAAAAAAUUACUCCUCCUUUGAAGUCGAUAGUCAACCACAGUCAAUUUGCCAAAACGCUAUAAACAAAACCAGCGGUGCAAGUACUACAAUACAAAGUUACAAACAAAAAAUGGCCUGCGUGAGCGGAGCCAAGUAGUUGGUCCAUCGAUUCCAUCGAUGCAGACCCGCAGACUGCAGUGAAUAAAAACAAGCAUUUCCUUUGAAAAUUCAACAUCCUGCUCCCCUUUAUGUCAAAGCGAUUACAAGCUAGAAGAAAACUUGGUUGCCUUAUUCACAGUAACACGUAGUCAUGAGCUAAUUUUUCCUCUAAGUGAACAAUUUAAUUUUCAGUGGACUGUUGGAGGCAAUUACUAGCAAGCGAUGGCUAAAGAGCAAUUGGGAGUGCUUAAUGCACUCGAUGUGGCCAAGACUCAGUUGUACCAUUUCACUGCAAUUGUGAUUGCAGGAAUGGGGUUUUUUACCGAUGCUUAUGACCUGUUCUGCAUUUCCUUGGUCACGAAGUUACUCGGCCGCAUAUACUACACGGACCUAAACCAGCCAAAGCCGGGCACAUUGCCUCCCAAUGUGGCUGCUGCUGUUAAUGGUGUGGCUCUAUGUGGCACCUUAGCAGGCCAGCUCUUUUUUGGUUGGCUUGGUGACAAAUUGGGUCGUAAAAAGGUCUAUGGGAUCACCCUUGUUCUCAUGGUCCUAUGCUCCGUUGCAUCAGGACUUUCAUUUUCUGAUCACCCAAAGGGUGUGAUCACCACUCUUUGCUUCUUCCGGUUUUGGCUUGGAUUUGGCAUUGGUGGUGAUUAUCCCCUUUCAGCUACAAUCAUGUCUGAGUAUGCCAACAAAAAGACUCGCGGGGCGUUUAUAGCCGCGGUGUUUGCGAUGCAAGGAUUCGGGAUUUUGGGUGGUGGGAUUGUGGCUUUGAUUGUGUCAGCCGCGUUCGAUCACAGUUUCAAGGCUCCUGCAUACUCUGUGGACAGAGCUGCUUCUCUUGCGCCUCAAGCUGACUUUGUUUGGCGUAUCAUUUUGAUGGUUGGAGCUCUCCCUGCUGCUCUAACUUACUACUGGCGUAUGAAAAUGCCCGAGACAGCUCGGUACACAGCCCUUGUGGCCAAAAACGCCAAGCAAGCUGCAUCAGACAUGUCUAAGGUGUUGCAAGUUGACCUUGAAGCUGAAGAGGAAAAACUAGAGAAAAUGACUCGAGAGAAAUCCAAUACCUUUGGUUUGUUCACCAAGCAAUUUGCUCGUCGCCAUGGUCUUCACUUGCUUGGCACCACUUCCACUUGGUUCUUGCUAGACAUUGCCUUCUACAGCCAAAACCUUUUCCAAAAGGACAUCUUCAGCGCCAUUGGGUGGAUCCCGAAAGCAGAGAGCAUGAAUGCAAUUCAUGAGGUUUAUAGAAUUGCAAGAGCACAAACACUCAUAGCAAUGUGCAGCACUGUCCCUGGAUACUGGUUCACUGUCUUCUUCAUUGAUUACUUGGGCAGGUUUGCAAUCCAGUUGAUGGGUUUCUUCUUCAUGACAGUGUUCAUGUUUGCAUUAGCAAUUCCUUACCACCACUGGACCUUGAGGCCCAACAGAAUUGCAUUUGUUGUCAUCUACUCAUUCACCUUCUUUUUCGCUAAUUUUGGACCCAAUGCCACCACAUUUGUUGUGCCAGCUGAGAUUUUCCCAGCAAGGUUGCGGUCUACGUGUCACGGUAUAUCAGCUGCAGCUGGGAAGGCUGGGGCUAUUGUUGGAGCAUUUGGGUUUUUGUAUGCAGCACAGAGCAAGGACCCUACAAAGACUGAUGCAGGGUACCCACCUGGUAUUGGUGUGAAGAAUUCUCUAAUUAUGCUUGGUGUGAUCAACUUUUUCGGCAUGGUGUUUACUCUGUUGGUGCCAGAAUCCAAGGGAAAAUCACUUGAAGAGCUGACUGGUGAGAAUGAAGACGAAGAGGGGGCAGAGCAGCAGGCCAAUUCUACUAGAACUGUUCCAGUUUGAUGGGGUCGUUUAAUCAAAGCUUUGUGAAUUUACAAUGGUUUUUAUUUACUUUAUUUGUAAUGCAAUAAAAAUAAUUUUUAGAUAUAUAUAUAUAUAUAUAUAUGCUUGUGGAA
Molecule: messenger RNA, 2231 nt
Organism: Prunus dulcis (almond)
Lineage: Eukaryota; Viridiplantae; Streptophyta; Magnoliopsida; Rosales; Rosaceae
Product: probable inorganic phosphate transporter 1-3
Exons: 2
Coding region: 508-2118 (536 amino acids)
Biological process (GO): phosphate ion transport; transmembrane transport
Cellular component (GO): membrane
Molecular function (GO): phosphate transmembrane transporter activity
Source: RefSeq, a predicted model, not a curated record